Messenger RNA from Chaetura pelagica (chimney swift), 732 nucleotides. RefSeq names its product RAS-like, family 12 (gene RASL12). The transcript is spliced from 5 exons. The record is from RefSeq and is a predicted model, not a curated record. The annotation marks the transcript as partial. Gene Ontology annotation, molecular function: GTPase activity; GTP binding. NCBI's taxonomy places the organism in Eukaryota, Metazoa, Chordata, Aves, Apodiformes, Apodidae.
GUCCUGGGGUGCCGAGGUGUCGGCAAGUCAGCCCUGACCGUGAAGUUUCUAACCAAGAGGUUCAUCAGCGAAUAUGAUCCCAACUUGGAGGACACCUACACCUCAGAGGAGCUGGUGGACCAGCAGCCCGUGCUGCUGAAGGUGAUGGACACUGCUGACCAGGAUGGCCCCGGGAACUGUGAGCGAUACCUGCGCUGGGCCAGCGCCUUCCUCGUGGUCUACAGCAUCGAGGACAGGAAGAGCUUCGAGGGCUGCCAGCGCUACCUGGAAGUGCUGGCCCUGCACGCCCGGGGCUGCCAGCACCGCUGCCCUCUGCUCCUGCUGGGCAACAAGCUGGACAUGGAGCAGUACAGGCAGGUGCUGGCAGCCGAAGGGAUGUCCUUGGCGAGCAGGUUCGGGGGCCUCUUCUACGAGGUGUCGGCGUGCCAGGACUUCGCGGGGGUGCAGCGCGUCUUCCAAGUUCGGGAGGUCCGGCGCCGGGCGAAGGGCAGCCCUCCCCUCCGGCCGCUCUUCAUCACCGAGGAGCGACCCUUUCCCCCGGUGGCCACGGCCGUGGCCCUGCCCACUGCUCACAGGCUGGCCAGCUGCACCUUCAACACCCUCUCCACUGUCAACUACAAGGAGAUCCCUUCGGUGGCCCAGGCCAAGCUGGUCACCGUCAAGUCCUCGCGGGCUCAGAGCAAGAGGAAAGCUCCCACGCUCACCUUGCUGAAAGGCUUCAAGAUAUUUUAG